Molecule: messenger RNA, 543 nt
Organism: Danaus chrysippus (African queen)
Lineage: Eukaryota; Metazoa; Arthropoda; Insecta; Lepidoptera; Nymphalidae
Source: the annotation of a GenBank genome assembly
UUGAGUAAACUUAAAAUAUCUCCCGAGAAUUUGCCACAGAGAUGUCAAAAUCUCCUUCAACAGGUUUCAGAGAGCCAAAUAAGUUUGGAAAUACAAAGUCUCGAUCCUACAUCCAUAGCUUUAAUACGAAAUAAGGAACUCACAGAGAAAAUAAAAGACGAAUACGAGAUAUUAAAACUUCAACAAAAAAACGCAGAAUUGCAAGUGAGUAUUGAUAGGAACAAAAAAUUCAUAGAUAACUUAAAACUGGAAUUAGAAAAUUCUAGAAAAUCUCUCGCAGAUCAGAAUCCGAAUCCAGCGAAUAUACAGGAUCAUAUCAAACAGUUGAAACAGAAAUUGGCGUCUUACGAAGACAGUUAUGAAAAGGCAAAUGCAAAAUACCACACUCUCUCACUGCCAGAUGCGAUUCUUCCCAAAGCAUUGUCAUCCCAAGUGACCACACUCACUGUACUCAAACAAGAAGAAUCUGUAUUGAAACAGCAAGCCGAUGAUCUGGCAUUAGUUGAAGAAGCAAGGGAAGUGUUUAGUAGAUUGAGAAAAUGA